This is a messenger RNA of Odontomachus brunneus, 2974 nucleotides long. Its product is annotated as BTB/POZ domain-containing protein 1-like. Lineage: Eukaryota; Metazoa; Arthropoda; Insecta; Hymenoptera; Formicidae. Gene Ontology annotation, molecular function: protein binding. Gene Ontology annotation, biological process: neurogenesis. Gene Ontology annotation, cellular component: cytosol; P-body. The record is from RefSeq and is a predicted model, not a curated record. The transcript is spliced from 6 exons. The coding region runs from base 251 to 2029 and encodes 592 amino acids.
CAGAGGAGGAGCAGAAGUCGCAGUGGGAUGUCGUUGUAGCGCGUGGGUCGCCCUCCAACAUUCACCCGCUACAAGCACCCGGCGUGUUUAGAGAGAAAGAGAGGCAGAAAGGCGACAAAGAGAAGAAAGAGGACCAGGAGGGUAACCGUGCUCGGCCAGCUCUCUUGCCGUCGCUCCGCGUUGGCGCGAAGUGCCACGAUUAAAUGAGACGGGGCAGUACCUCGGCAAGUACUACGUUUCGUGCGCGAACAUGUCUUCUACGGAGACCUCCCUGAACGACGUGCCGAACGUCGCGUCGAGGCUGCAGAGCCUGCGUCUGACGGCGCAAAGCUAUCGAGAGCCUGCGGCUGGUAGCGAGGACGGCGACGUGACGGAUAACGCGGCGGCGACGGUGGCUGUGGCAGCGGUGACAACGACUGCGGCGGCAGCGGCAGGCUCGGCCGGCCGCGACGGAACCGCCGACGGAGGCGGACCUUCAUCGCGGGAACCGCUACGAAACAUGCAGACCAUCGGUAACGUCACCCUUUCCCGAGCACGGCGCGCCCUCAACUUCAUCUGCGAUGAGGACCAGCCGACCAGCUCGUCCGCCGCGCGAAGUGAGGCCUCGUUCUCGAACGGCGGCGAUAACCGGCCACCGACUAACGCGGCGAAUACGUCGUAUUUGGAAGGACGAUCGCAGAAUAACGUCGCCUUGGAAAAUUCUUCCACGCAUAAUCAACCUGCAGUCACGUACAAUUGGCAGGGCACAAAGGCGACGAUGCGCGAGAGAAUCGUGUUCCUGUUCAAUAACGAGAUACUGUCGGACGUCAGUUUCCUGGUGGGAAGAGGGGCGCAACGACAACGUAUACCAGCACACAAACUAGUCCUGUCCUCCGGAAGCGCCGUGUUCGACGCGAUGUUCAACGGGAUGUUCGCGACAGCUUCUUCGGAAAUAGAAGUACCUGAUGUAGAACCCGCUGCCUUUUUGGCGGUGCUCCUUUUUCUAUAUACUGACGAGAUACAGAUAGAUCCUGAGACUGUGAUGACAACGCUGUACACCGCGAAGAAAUAUGCGGUGUCCGCUUUGGAGAAGCAUUGCGUUGAUUUUUUGAAGAAUAAUUUAACCAGCGACAACGCCUUCCUGCUUUUGACGCAAGCACGGCUGUUCGAUGAGCCGCAAUUAGCCUCGGUGUGUUUGGACACCAUAGACCGAUUCACGACCGAGGCUCUCAAUGCGGAUGGCUUUACGGACAUUGAUAUCGACACGCUGAUGGUAGUCUUGGAAAGAGACACUCUACGCGUUAGGGAAUCUAAGCUGUUUCAAGCUGUCUUAAGGUGGUCGGAGGCCGAAUGCGUGAGACAACAGUUACCAGUCACCCCAGAAAAUCAACGCCAGGUUUUAGGCAACGCUCUGUCCUUGGUUCGUUUCCCGCUUAUGUCAAAGGAAGAAUUCACGGCUGGUCCAGCGCAAUCUGGCUUGUUGAAUUAUUCAGAGGUUCUAUCUUUAUUUUCAUACUUCAUACUGAAUCCUAAGCCUCUAGUGGGAUUUCAAACGAUGCCGCGAUCUUGCAUGACGGGCAAGGAACAGACCGUGUGCAGGUUUCAACAUACCGAGAGCAAAUGGGGAUAUAGCGGAACUAGCGAUCGUAUCCGAUUCAGCGUGGACAGACGUAUCUUUCUGAUCGGCUACGGAGUUUACGGUAGCAUGCAGAAGCCGGCGACAUACGAGGCGUCCGUGGAACUGAUUCACACGGCGUCGGGGAAAGUGAUAGCUACAAAUGCAACAAGUCUCAGCUGUGAUGGUUCAAAGUACACGUACCGUCUAAUGUUCAAAGAAUUAGCGGAGAUCUUACCAAAUACGAUUUAUACCGCGUCGACUACUUUCAAGGGGCCAUUUUCGUAUUAUGGCACAAAGGGAUUACGCACGGUAAUAGUGGAUUGUGAUUCGGGUAAUGGGAAGGUGAAAUUCGAAUUUAGUAAUGAGACGGGAGAUAAUAACGGCACAUCCAUCGACGAAGGUCAAAUUCCCGAGCUUAUCUUUUACACGUAAUGUAUAAUAACAACAUUCCUCACGUACUUGCUUGGCUGGUUAUUGCAAAGAUUAAUUAAAUUAUAUUAGACUAUAAAAGAAAAAUAUAUAUGCCAGUUUUUGUCAAUUAUGUCUUGUGGUCGUUUGGAAAGCAGCGCUUUGAUUUAAGUAAUCUGUGGACAUGCCAAAGGAGUUAACCCAAGAUUUUUCGUCAUAAUUUUAUAUAGAUAGUGCCUCUUCGGUUUUAUUAAACAGAGUUUAAUCGAUCGAAAAAAAAUCUGAGACACUUAAAAGCGCAUAAAUCGUACAUAAGUGUUUGCUGAUAUAUAUAUAUAUAUAUAUAUCAGUGAUGCUAAUAUAAUACGCAUUGUGAUUUCUCGUUAAAUAUUACACAGAACAAUUGCUUGUCUUUCAUGAAAUUUAAUAUUAAAAUUAUUUGAUUGACGCAACUGUAGUGGAAAUAUGUUGAUUAUUAAUUAAUUAUACAAGUAAGAUCAACGUUUAUAGAAUUGGAGAUGUACAAUCUAUUUUUCUAUCGUUUUAAUUGAGAUCUGCGUAAACCAAAAAUAUAGUUGUAUGACAACGUUAAAGGAUCAUGACAAAGUACAAGCAAGAUCAAUCAUGUGCACACUCCCAUUUCGCCUAAACAUCUUGUUCCAAAUAUGUAUACCGUGGAAAUAAUUUAAACUUGUAAAAAGCUAAGAAACGUACAGCACUCUUCAAUGCAAAGCUAAUUAUGCAAUAAAGCCUAAAAACAUGUGGAAUAUUUUUUAGUGGAAGUUAGUAUUUUUGGUAGUUACACAAUGUGCAGAUUUAGAAACUGAAAGCUCUACGAUUCCUGUUGCUAAACUAAGUAUGAAAAAAUAGUUAAACGAAAGUAAUGUAACACCAUUUUAAUGAUCAUUCUCUAGUAAAAUAAUAUCUUUAUCUAUUUAUUCACACGCAAGUUUAAUAUAUAUAUAUAUA